AUGAAAUCGUGCUCACAUGAUAUUUACAACAAUUUUGGCAACCACGGUGACUUGGGAUCAAGUUUAAGAACGGAUUUGCCGCAUGCAAAAGUCACGAAUAAUUAUCGUUUUUUUGAGGUUUCAGAUCAAGAUGAAUUGCAACAAUACAAUUUUGAAUUAUUUAGCCCAGAAAUUUCGAAUUUCACUUUUGACGCGCAAUUCUCAUAUGCCUCUGGUGAAAUGUCACCGAAUUUGUUGGAAAAUAACGCCUACAACUUGGGACAAGUCAAUGAAGAUCAAUUCCUAACAGAUUAUUCUGGCACGAUAACUCCAAUUUUUACUUCUACCAGUGAAAAAGAAGAAACCCUGUCAUUUGAAGUGUUGAAAAAUAUCGAUAACUUGGGACAAUCUUCUCAAAGUCAAUACCCUGGAAAUUUUCAAAUUUCUUCCAGGCACGCUACAGAGUUUCGUAGUGAGUUUCCCUGCAACAAUGAACAAUUUCUUCCGAUUCAACACUCAACGGAUUUUUUUUACCCAACAACUUUAUAUUCCUAUACCGACAAUGGCCUAUCACCAAAUGCAUUGUUUGAUGAUUCACAAGGUCAACGCUCAAAAGACCUUUUGUGUCAAACAACUUUACAUUCUAUUUCCAUGGAACAGAGUGAACGUGAUGCAUACGUAAAAGUAAACCAAUUACCUGGUGCGUUGUCUGGAAAGUAUCCCCACCCAACGGUGCAAAACAAACAAAAUACCUAUGAAAAAAUAGCAACAUUGGAAAACCGCAAGGAACGACAUAAAUGCAAUAUCUGCGGAAAAUCUUUCACGGGUCCAUGCGCAUUGCAAAUUCACGGCAUCUCGCAUACAGGAGAAAAACGUAAGCGUUCAAAUGUUUAUUUGAGGGAUGUGGAAAACGUUUCGGAUAUAAAA
Molecule: messenger RNA, 906 nt
Organism: Acaulospora morrowiae
Lineage: Eukaryota; Fungi; Glomeromycota; Glomeromycetes; Diversisporales; Acaulosporaceae
Source: the annotation of a GenBank genome assembly